AUGGAGGGACUCUUCACUCUGCUCGCCUUGUGCAUUGUGAUGGCCAUUACGUCCUUUGUUGUUGGCUCAUUUCCGCUCGUUUUUACACUGUCCCCCUCCCAGCUCCGGUUAAUAUCCUCGAUUGGCAUGGGAGUGCUGGUGGGCACAUCUUUAAUUGUCAUUAUACCAGAGGGCGUCGAAACCCUGUACAGCGCGAAUGCUGUCGCCAAGAAAAGUCUCAAUACCCGCACGUCGGCCGUGGCCUGGCAGCCUCAAGGGCUUGCGGGAGCCACGCCGGUACUGAACGAUGGCAGCGAUGCCUUGAUACCCCCAUCUGAUAUUUCUGUUCCUUUUCUUUCCCUCGAUGGUGAAAUUACACAACCUAUUGUAGCCCGAUCGGACGAAACACCAUUGCUAUAUGCCCGAAAUGAGGAAUCUUCGAGUGACAAGUCGAGCGAGGAAGAGGAAGAGGAGAGCUCGCCGCAUGCAUGGAUCGGCAUUGCCUUGGUCAGCGGGUUUAUUUUGAUGUACCUCAUCGACAAAGUCCCAGAGUUCGCCUCGCCAACCAAGAAUGAGCGAGUGCCAUAUCACAUCUCCCUUGAUAAUCUUGGAUCGGGCCUUAGGCGGGGUUCUUCUCCCACCCGCGAUGGAGGAAUUCUGGACCCAGGACACUCCAGCUCUCGACGUGGUCACAGCUUUGCGACCACUACGGGCCUGGUGAUUCAUGCCGCGGCGGAUGGUAUCGCACUGGGAGCUUCCAGUUCAGACGCCGGGCUGAGUUUCAUCAUUUUCCUGGCUAUUAUGGUGCACAAGGCACCAGCCUCUUUCGGUCUUACAUCGAUUCUACUCAAGCAGGGCCUGUCGAGUCGGACCGCGAGAGCGCAUUUGUUGGUUUUCAGUCUGGCGGCCCCUGUUGGCGCGCUGGCUACUUUCCUUUUUGCUCAGAUGAUGGGAUCUUCCAGUGCUGCCGAGGCUGAUUCUCAAUGGCGCACUGGAAUGCUUUUGCUUUUCUCAGGCGGUACUUUCUUAUACGUAGCGAUGCACACGAUGCAAGAGAAUGGCCCUGGCUCGUCGCGGGCACUACCCUUCAACGGGUAUGGGGAUUCCCGAGACUCUCAAAGCGGAUCUGACAAGUCGAUGAGAGACUUGAUCGCCUCUGUUCUUGGCAUGGUUCUGCCUCUAUUCUUGCAGAUCGGACAUGCCCACUGA
Penicillium atrosanguineum is the source of this 1188-nucleotide messenger RNA. Its product is annotated as Mn(2+) transporter ATX2. The record is from RefSeq and is a predicted model, not a curated record. The transcript is spliced from 3 exons. The coding region runs from base 1 to 1188 and encodes 395 amino acids. Lineage: Eukaryota; Fungi; Ascomycota; Eurotiomycetes; Eurotiales; Aspergillaceae. Gene Ontology annotation, molecular function: metal ion transmembrane transporter activity. Gene Ontology annotation, biological process: zinc ion transport; transmembrane transport. Gene Ontology annotation, cellular component: membrane.